This is a messenger RNA of Eutrema salsugineum, 2006 nucleotides long. RefSeq names its product apyrase 2. Bases 321 to 1739 code for a protein of 472 amino acids. Gene Ontology annotation, biological process: nucleoside diphosphate catabolic process. Gene Ontology annotation, cellular component: membrane. The transcript has 9 exons. NCBI's taxonomy places the organism in Eukaryota, Viridiplantae, Streptophyta, Magnoliopsida, Brassicales, Brassicaceae. Gene Ontology annotation, molecular function: nucleoside diphosphate phosphatase activity. The record is from RefSeq and is a predicted model, not a curated record.
UAACGUCUUUUGUUUGUUUCCGUCUCCGCUCAAAUACACGACGAAUACAGAUCUGGAGGAGGAGAAGCACAAGUUGAGAUCGAAGCUUUUUCUCCAGAUCAAUCCGGCGAUUUGAGCCGCUCUUGCAUUUUCCAUCCUUCGAUCUGGAGCCUUUACAGGAUCCGCCGCAGACCACGGCGUCCUCCGGCACCGGCAACGGCAACGGUAAGAUACGGUACCGUUCGCCUUCCUCCACUGAGCUCCUGGAGUCCGGUACUGCCACCGUUUCUCCUCCUUCCUCCGACUCUCAUCAGGGUCUUCUCUCUGACGACGGAGGGAAGAUGGCGGCUAAGCGCGGGAUUGGACGCCACGACUCUCUUGCUGACAAGAUCCAACGCCAUCGCGGUGUUCUGCUCGUGAUUUCGGUUCCCAUUGUGCUCAUCGGACUCGUUCUUCUGCUAAUGCCUGGGAGAUCGACAUCUGACGCCGUCGUCGAAGAGUACACGGUGCAUAACCGUAAGGGAGGCCCGAAUUCUAGGGGUCCGAAGAAUUACGCCGUGAUUUUUGAUGCUGGGAGUUCUGGAAGCCGUGUACAUGUUUACUGUUUUGAUCAGAAUUUGGAUCUUCUUCCUCUCGGGAAUGAACUGGAGCUCUUUCUACAGCUAAAACCAGGGUUGAGCGCAUAUCCUACUGAUCCCAGACAAGCAGCAAACUCAUUGGUAUCUCUUCUUGACAAAGCAGAAGCUUCUGUUCCCCGUGAGUUGCGUCCGAAGACACAUGUCAGAGUUGGGGCAACUGCAGGUUUGAGGACGCUGGGUCAUGAAGCAUCUGAGAACAUUUUGCAAGCGGUUAGGGAACUCCUGAGAGAUAGAAGCAUGCUAAAAACUGAGGCAAAUGCUGUUACUGUGCUGGAUGGUACCCAGGAAGGUUCUUAUCAGUGGGUGACAAUCAACUACUUGCUAAGGAACUUGGGAAAACCAUACUCAGAUACGGUCGGAGUGGUUGAUCUUGGAGGGGGGUCUGUUCAAAUGGCAUAUGCUAUAUCCGAGGAAGAUGCUGCAAGUGCACCAAAACCAUCAGAAGGAGAGGAUACAUAUGUCAGAGAAAUGUAUCUGAAGGGACGGAAGUAUUUCCUCUAUGUUCACAGUUACCUACAUUACGGAUUACUGGCCGCCCGAGCAGAGAUUUUGAAAGUCUCUGAUGAUUCAAACAACCCCUGCAUCGUGACAGGCUAUGAUGGUACUUACAAGUAUGGAGGAGAAGGGUUUAAAGCCGCUGGAUCGCAAUCUGGUGGGAGUGUAGAUGAGUGCCGGAGGCUAACCUUGAAUGCACUCAAAGUGAAUGAUACACUGUGCACACACAUGAAAUGCACGUUCGGUGGAGUAUGGAAUGGUGGUCGAGGUGGUGGCCAAAAAAAUAUGUUUGUUGCUUCUUUUUUCUUCGACCGUGCUGCUGAGGCUGGAUUCGUUGACCCGAAGCAACCUGUUGCUACAGUUCGUCCAAUAGAGUUUGAGAAAGCAGCAAAGAAAGCUUGUAGUAUGAAGCUGGAGGAGGGAAAAUCAAAAUUCCCACGUGUGGAGGAAGAGAAUUUGCCUUACUUGUGCAUGGAUCUCGUUUACCAAUAUACUCUGCUCAUUGAUGGUUUUGGAUUAGUGCCAUCACAGAAAAUAACAUUAGUGAAGAAGGUGAAAUACGGGGAUCACGCCGUGGAAGCUGCGUGGCCAUUGGGUAGCGCCAUAGAGGCCGUAUCCUCACCGUGAGGGGCAUUUUGGGAAUCACACAGGACAUAAUUCUUUUGAUUUCUCCCACAGAUUUUAUUUUAUUUUUCUCUCCCUCAAUUUUUAUCACCCUUAAAGCAGAAACAAAUACUCAUCAUUUUUAUUAUAAUAAUCGUAUUUAGAGAAAUGUUUUUGUCACUUAUACCUUAUUCAGAUCUUUGAUUUUUUUUUUUUGUAAAUUAGAGUAACCUAAACCUAAUUAUUCGGUUUGUUAUAUUUUUAUCAAGAUAUUGGAACAUUUUCAUCCUU